Dinoponera quadriceps is the source of this 2703-nucleotide messenger RNA. RefSeq lists its product as uncharacterized. Gene Ontology annotation, biological process: regulation of transcription by RNA polymerase II. The transcript has 4 exons. NCBI's taxonomy places the organism in Eukaryota, Metazoa, Arthropoda, Insecta, Hymenoptera, Formicidae. Gene Ontology annotation, molecular function: DNA-binding transcription factor activity; protein binding; RNA polymerase II cis-regulatory region sequence-specific DNA binding. Bases 1 to 2703 code for a protein of 900 amino acids. The record is from RefSeq and is a predicted model, not a curated record.
AUGAUGGGAGAGGUGAUCCGUGUUUCCGGCAGGGCGACGGACGUCGGGGACUUCCUCAAGGAGGCCAUGCUGUCGCAGCGAUUCGCGGACGUCGCCCUGUGCUGUCCCGGAGGCCAGAGGUUCCUCGCGCAUCGCCUGGUCCUGUCGGCCGCGAGCCCUUAUCUACAGGAGGUGUUGCUGGCGCACAGCAAGUCCGCCGCUCAUUGCGAGCCGAUCACCGUGAUCCUGGCGGAGGUGGAGGCGCCGGAACUCGCGGCGCUCCUCGGCUUCGUGUACACCGGAAGCGCGACGGUGCCGCGGAUCCGACUGGACGCGUUCCUGCGCGCCGCCGAGGCUCUGCGCAUUCAGCUGCCACCGGUGCCGCCUGCAGUGGUGAUGACGUGCGGGGGGGACCAGGCGGACUGCAAGCUGGAGGCUGACGUCAAGGACGUCAAGGUCAGCCCCAAAUACCUGCAGUGCGACCAGUACCCGUCGUCCGACAGGUGGUACCGCUCGGCUAGGCCGUCGUCGUCCUACGAGUACGACCGUAAAGAGUCCUGCGGCAGGAUAUUCCCGUCAAACGACAGCGGGGAUAUCCUCGGGGACAGCAGGGGCCUUCACGAGCUCGACAAUCCGGCGAGUAGAUGCGCGUUCGCGCCUGCCACCUGCGCGAGCACGUGGCCGAUCGGUGACUACAUGCAGCAAGAACGCGCGAUGGGAGAUCCUCCCGCGGCGGGGAAGAGUCACGUACCGAUGACGAGACCGGCGCACACCGACAAGAACGACGCGAUGCUGGCCGGCCACGGUGAGCCGGCGUUCAACGUGUACCAGCCGACCACGUGUCUCCCGCCGGCCGCACCUGCUGUCACGGAGGUAUACGGCGGGCUGGAUCCGCUGGAGAGGAUCAUCAGGUCGGGGUACGAGAGGACGCGGAUGAAUUGCGCGGCCGACAAACUGACGGACGAGGAGGCGGCCGGCGAGUUUUGCGGAAGAACGCGCGACGAUUGCGGCCGCGAGUGCCCCUACCCUACGGGCAGGAUGCAGCCGUCGUCGUCGUCCUUGCAGUGCGCCGGCCGGACGAGGUCAUACGAGAGGCCCGAUUACGGUCAGCCGGCGGGCGAGGAUCUCAGCUGCGGCGAAAGUUGUUGUAGGUGGAGGACCGCCCGCAGGCACGUAGUGGCAAACCGCGUCACCGCGUCGCCGUGGCGCCAGAUCGUCAGGCCCCAUCAUUCACCGAGGACGAGGCCCGUCGUUGUGCCCGAACGUCCGCUCGACGAUAUGGAGAUGCAGAGGAAGCCACUAACACCGGAACCACAGCGGUCCACGAUAAUAUCGAUCAGCCCGAGGAUCCACUCGCCCAGAAGCGCGCCGAGAAACGACGGGCUUUACGGGUAUGAAGUUCCUACCAACUGCGAGAUGAGCUUUAACGGCGACUCCUCGAGAGCACGCGAGACUAUGCUCGGCGGCCCGGAGCCGGCGAGGAUCCAGGAGAUCUAUAGAUCCCCGCUUCCGUUCGCACCCUCUGGCCAGAUCGCGCCGCUCACGCUGAGGAGCAACGAGCCACCCUUCCAGGGCAACACGAAUAGCAACACGUCCGCGCGACCGUUAUCCACCGACGGCGUUCUCGCUGGCAAAAGCGGAUACGCGCAACCGAUCCCGCCGACCAAGCCUGAACUGUCGCACCCGAUCAGCCGACUCUGCGACACGAUCGACUCCGACACCGACAAGAGAGAGACGACGGACGCGGAGAAGAACGGCGGCGAGCGGCUCGCGAGGAUCUUCGUCAACAGCGACAACAACAACAACAACACCGAGGCGAUCGUCAGCGCGGAAGUGCCUCCGCGCGGACGAUCCGUCGACGAGCACAGGUGCGACCAGUGCGGCAAGAGCUUCGUCACGAGGGCGUCUCUCAAGGUGCACAGCCGCACGCACUCCGGGGAGAAGCCGUUCCGCUGCGCCGACUGCGGCAAGCAGUUCUCGCAGCUGCGCAACUACAAGUACCACCGGAGCGUGCACGAGGGCACGCGCGAGUUCGCGGCUACCUGUCCGGAAUGCGGCAAGUACUUCAACGACCGCGGCUACCUGAGCUCGCACAUGAAGAUCCACCGGAACCGCAAGGAGUACGGCUGCGCGGAAUGCGGCAAGAGCUUCAACCAGCGGGUCGCCUACAACAUGCACGUGCGCAUACACACCGGCGUGAAGCCGCACCAGUGCGAGCAGUGCGGCAAGGCGUUCUCGCGGAAGAUGCUGCUGAAGCAGCAUCUGCGUACGCACUCGGGCGAACGGCCGUAUCAGUGCCAGGUCUGCCAGAAGGCGUUCGCCGAUCGCUCCAACAUGACCCUCCACACGAGGCUGCACUCCGGCCUCAAGCCGUACCAGUGCACCCUCUGCUCCAAGGCCUUCACCAAGAAGCACCAUCUCAAGACCCACCUGAACUAUCACACCGGCACCAAGCCGUAUUCCUGUCCCAACUGCGGCCUCAGGUUCUCCCAGAGCAGCAACAUGCGCACGCACUUUAAGAAGUGCAGCGUCAACAACCCCGCCGGCGCGGCGAAGGCGCGCGACGACGCCGGGGAGCCGGCGAUCGACGGUAACGGGGUGGUGAUUGCCGGCGGCCAGGUGGCCGGCAGUCCGACCGACGCCCUGACGCCGCCCAAUUCCGACCAGGAGUCCAGCAUCCUCACGCCGAUCUCGAAGAACGUCGUCGUCGAGAGCAACGCGUAG